AGGCGGGGCGGGGCCGCCAAGAUGGCGUACCAGACGUUCCGGCAGGAGUACCUGCAGGUGCCGCCCGUGACCCGGGCCUACACCACCGCCUGCGUCCUCACCACCGCCGCCGUGCAAUUAGAACUUAUCACGCCCUUCCAGCUGUAUUUCAACCCUGAGUUAAUAUUUAAACACUUUCAAAUAUGGAGGUUAAUCACAAACUACUUGUUCUUUGGACCAGUUGGCUUUAACUUUUUAUUUAACAUGAUCUUUUUAUACCGCUACUGCCGCAUGCUCGAGGAAGGCUCUUUCCGGGGUCGCACGGCAGAUUUUGUAUUUAUGUUCCUUUUUGGAGGACUUUUAAUGACUCUUUUUGGGCUCUUUGUGAACCUGGUGUUCCUGGGGCAGGCGUUCACCAUCAUGCUGGUGUACGUGUGGAGCCGCAGGAACCCCUACGUCCGCAUGAACUUCUUUGGGCUCCUCAUCUUCCAAGCCCCUUUCCUGCCCUGGGUACUGAUGGGCUUUUCUCUGCUCUUGGGGAACUCCAUCAUUGUGGAUCUCCUGGGCAUUGCUGUUGGGCAUAUAUAUUUUUUCUUAGAGGAUGUCUUUCCCAAUCAGCCUGGUGGUGGGAGGCUCCUGAGAACACCGUCUGUCCUGAAAGCAAUAUUUGACACCCCAGAGGAUGACCCCAACUACAACCCCUUGCCCGAGGAGCGGCCGGGGGGCUUUGCCUGGGGAGAGGGGCAGCGCCUCGGGGGUUAACCAGGGCCAUGGGGGCUCCUCCCCAGCACACAGAGGACUCUGACAGCCCUAUGGUUUGGAACACAAGCACUUUAUGAAAUGCAGUCUCACCCGAGGCACUCCCAGCACCCUUCCCAAUCAGGGAAUUCAUUGUGCUGGACAUCAUCUAAAUCCAGUGGAGCCAAAAAUGUAAAAACUGGAAACUGUUUCCUGUUAACUUCAGUUAACAAGGCCACACAAGUACUUGUUUAAAGUGAUUUCUAAAGCAUUUUUUUCAAGUUAUUUGAUACAUGAAACUCCAUGGGAAGCUUUAUAGAGGACAAACCCAACUUUUUGGGAUUUAAUUCAUUUUUUUAUUCUUGGAUAAAACAACUGCAAGAUGAUUGAAAGGCUAAGUCACUAUUUCAAUGGCAAAAGGUUGUUUAAUCUGAGGUGCUGCUGUCUCCAGUCAUCUUUGAACUGCAGGGAACACAACAUGCAGCUUUUCACUCUGCCAGUUGGAUUUUUGGAAUGUUCUGAAAGCCGAGGCUACAUUUUGGUGGUUUUUUCCCCCAAAGACUCUGUGUUCAGGUGCCCACAGUGGUGGAUGAAUAGGUGUGCCUGCCAAAUCCACCCCCAUGUGCCCUCUGCUGAUACUGGAUGACCUGCAGCACUAGAGAAAGAAAUUUGUCUGGACUCAAAAAAUGAUGAUGGGUUGAAUAAAAUGUCUUGUGGAUCCUU
Molecule: messenger RNA, 1440 nt
Organism: Melospiza melodia melodia
Lineage: Eukaryota; Metazoa; Chordata; Aves; Passeriformes; Passerellidae
Gene: DERL2
Product: derlin 2
Exons: 7
Coding region: 22-741 (239 amino acids)
Biological process (GO): endoplasmic reticulum unfolded protein response
Cellular component (GO): Hrd1p ubiquitin ligase ERAD-L complex; endoplasmic reticulum membrane
Molecular function (GO): misfolded protein binding; ubiquitin-specific protease binding
Source: RefSeq, a predicted model, not a curated record